UUUAGGGGGCGGGAUUAUAUAAUAUUUACGGUCAGAUCUGCUUGGAGGACGGAUUAUACGAGUGAUUACGGGAGCGGCCCAUUUUCUUUGAUACAAACCGGGUGACGUCACGGGGUUCUGGAACUUUGUGACAGAACGUUCGAUGUUGUUAAAUUGUGGCGGGAAAGCGCCGAGUUUCAGUAUAGGGCCAGUAUAGGUGGACAAGCUGCCGGACAGCGGGCUCACACCAUUUGCCCCAAACUCCCCGCUCCUCCACCAUGGUGAUCCUCAGAGAGGGCAUCUGCCCCGGAGCCACCGCCCAGCUCAUCAACGCUUUAAAAGAGCAGAAUGUGAAAACAGUGGUGGACUUAGUAUCUGCAGACAUUGAAGAUCUGGCACAGAGGUGUUCUAUUUCUUACAAGACUCUGGUGGCUGUGAGACGUGUGCUGCUUGCUCAGUAUUCCCCAUUCCCUUCCAAUGCUGCCGACCUGUAUGAGGAACUGCUGGGCUCCACUGCCAUUCUGUCCACAGGGAACCAGAGCCUGGACAAGUUGCUGGAUUCGGGCCUUUACACGGGAGAGCUAACAGAGUUUGUCGGAGCACCAGGCAGCGGAAAGACUCAGGUGUGCCUCAGCCUGGCCGUCAAUGUCGCUUGUGCGCUGAAGCAGAAGGUGCUGUACGUGGACACGACGGGGGGGCUGAGCAGUGCCCGCCUCCUGCAACUGAUCCAGAGCCAGGUGGACAGCCUGGAGGAGCAGAGUGAAGCUCUCCAGAGGAUCGAGGUGAUCCGGGUCUUUGAGGUGUACCGCUUGCUGGAGGUGCUGCAGUAUGUCCGGGCGACCUCCACAUGCCAGGUGACAGGUGCGCGUGGUUCAGUGAAGGCCCUUGUGCUUGACUCCGCCACAGCCGUGCUCUCCCCCAUUCUGGGGGGCCAGCAGAUGGAUGGUAUGUCCCUCAUGAUGCAACUUGCGAGAGAACUGAAGCUAUUAGCCAGAGAACUGGGCAUCUCCGUGAUUGUGACCAACUGUGUGGUCCGGGACAUUGGAGGAGGGGUGAAGCCCGCCCUGGGAUGCACGUGGAGUUACGUCCCCAACAUCCGUAUCCUCCUCCGGCGUGGAGCUGACGCAGCCGGCCCCGGCAACCACAGUGCUACGGUACUGAAAUCCUCCAGGCAGCCGACCAGAAUGAGUGUAGAAUUUGACAUUACUUCCUCUGGAACUCUGAGCAGACGAGAUGCUGCUGCUCUGCCCUCUGCCGGUGACCUCGGCAGCACCUAACCGGUUCUGUGUGGAGCUCUGUAACCUCCAUUUCAAAGAUAGCACGAUAGGCGCCGUUUGAUGGGGACUGGGGCGUUCCCUUCCCUCACCUCGACCUGGUGCAGUUGACUGGAUGGUGAGAGUGCGCGGCCACUGCCUGUCCUCAAGGUGCUGCUGCAACAACAUUGCUUCCCUGCUGCUUCUGAGCCACCUCUGACACCUUUGACAACCUGGAGCUCAGGCUUGGUGCGGAGGCUACCGAGAACGGCCGACUGUGUCGCAUUGAACAACACAAGGCUUCUGCGGUCGGCCUUUGUAUUGGUGCGGGAGUGUGGCAGAGAUUGAGAGGAAGCAUUUUAAAGCCAGCGUACAUUUUGGCCACGGUUUUACCACGGGGAAUCGUUGGACAGCCUUAUCUCUGGAUGGGGAAAGAACAUCCAGCUCCAAGUCAAGUAUUUACAGCAUUUGCCUUCCUGGUCAUCGGUCCCACCAGGGAUUCUGGACCCUGACAGUGGCUGGCACCUUCUCCUGCACAUUGAGCCUUAUUCCCUCAGCAGCACCGUUCCUCUUUGGAAGAGAGGACAUGGACUGGAGGCCAUGUUGAUGAUGUUGGGGGAGAGCUCUACUGGGCAGAGUGUGCUGUUCAGAAGCCAAAUCUCCAUUGUAAGACUGAUUGAUAUCUGAUGUGAUGUGGAUAUAACUACGUAUUUUCAAUGCCUAUUAUUGCCCCUAAAAUGCAAAUAAAAUGAUAUUGUUAAUAUUAAA
This is a messenger RNA of Amblyraja radiata (thorny skate), 2000 nucleotides long. RefSeq names its product RAD51 paralog D (gene rad51d). Gene Ontology annotation, biological process: reciprocal meiotic recombination; telomere maintenance; DNA strand invasion. Bases 258 to 1256 code for a protein of 332 amino acids. The transcript has 10 exons. Lineage: Eukaryota; Metazoa; Chordata; Chondrichthyes; Rajiformes; Rajidae. Gene Ontology annotation, cellular component: Rad51B-Rad51C-Rad51D-XRCC2 complex; replication fork; microtubule organizing center. The record is from RefSeq and is a predicted model, not a curated record. Gene Ontology annotation, molecular function: ATP binding; ATP-dependent DNA damage sensor activity; ATP hydrolysis activity.